Molecule: messenger RNA, 6001 nt
Organism: Pteropus alecto (black flying fox)
Lineage: Eukaryota; Metazoa; Chordata; Mammalia; Chiroptera; Pteropodidae
Gene: RHOV
Product: ras homolog family member V
Exons: 5
Coding region: 4377-5087 (236 amino acids)
Biological process (GO): small GTPase-mediated signal transduction
Molecular function (GO): GTP binding; GTPase activity
Source: RefSeq, a predicted model, not a curated record
CAGUGCAGAGGCGUUUCUGCUUGAGGUGGAACCCCGCACGCAUCUGAACUGGAGACCAGCGGGGUGAUGGACUGGCCUCGCUGAACACAAGCCUUUCUCUCCAGGACCCUACUGCAGUUCCGGAAAUUGACACUAGGAGGUAAUCCCGCUUUCUUAGCCCCCUUCCAGGACCUGCCCAGCGCCGCACAGCCUCUGAGAUAUCCAGAAACUUUCAUGCCCAGGCUUCCCUCCCUCAGACAGACCUUUAUGAAUUGCUCGCUGCCCUAGGUUCCCAAGAGUACCUCCCAGUCCUCAGUCUAAUGGCUGUCUUGAUCCUAUCUUCUAUGGCACAGGCAAGCAGUCCUGGCCUUUCUUCUCUCACAUUCAGGGGCCCAUCAGCUUCCAGAUGUUGGCAAAGCUGGGUGACCCAGAGAGUGGGAAGCCAUGUGCUUGCCUAACUUACCUCUAACUUGCUCCAUAGUGGCUCCUCAGUGUUGGGGGAGAUAGAGGGAGCGGCAGAGAAGACCAAGCACAGCUAAGGGAUGCCAGGCCACUUCCACUGAGUCAUCCAACAAAAUGAUGUUGAGCACUUACUCUGUGCCUAGCCUUGGGCUAGCUGCUGGGGUCACAGAAGUUAGUAUAGUACCAUCCUUGACGGUCAUAAUCCAACAGUGGCGAUAGGCCAGUAACAGUAAAUUUAUAAUUAAUGCCAGAAAAGUCAUUGAUAAAUUUGUUCAGAAGUCACCCAUUCCACAAGUGAGUGCACUGUGUGUGCCAAGCACUGUUCCAGGCUCUAGGCCCCCUUCGUGGGGCGUACCCGAGGACGUGGCCAUAGCGCUGUGAGAGCAUGGAGGAGCGGGGAACAAAUACCUGCCAAACCUGGCAGGAUCAAGGGACAAAUUACGUCGAAGGUGGGUGUGGAGUUCUAAGGGGCAGAACUGUGAGGGUUCGGGUGCGACUGCGAUUGGGCUUCCCUCUUAGACGAAGUCUUUCCUUUCUGGGGCCCAUAGAUUCUACUUUGCUAAAGCGGAAGGCUCUUGGCCAGGAUCACCGCGGUCCUGGCUUAAACGAGCAGUCCCAGCGUAAUGACUAAUAGCGACCCCUUUACUCUCAAAAGCUUUCACGUUUGCACAGUACAUUGUGUGGUCACCCUAUUCUUGCCAAACUUCUAGGCAAGGCGCAAAAGAUGACCCCCACCGAGGGCUCUCUGGGUCUGGAGUGGCCCGGACAAGGAGGUGAGGAGAGGGGCGGCAACAGGUUACUGGGUCCAAGAUAACUUCCGGUCGCGCCGGGAACUCGCUUCUACCGCGGGAAACCUGCGGCCGCGAGCGGCUCUCCCCACCAGGGGCGCUGCCGGGUUGGCUUGGACGAGCCGGGAAUGUGCCAGAGCUGGGCUGUAGGCAGAGGUUUCUGCCCUGGGAAAAGUGAUCCCAGUCAGAGAGCUUUCCUGCUCCGCGCAGAAGGCUCCACUCCAGAUCACCUGCCGUCUGCAUUAGGGAAACACAAAUAGGUGCAACCAAAGGUCAAAUAAUCAUAAAGGAUACAUCUACCGAGUACCAACAAUGUGCCAAGCACCAAACUAAGUUCCUCAUAUUCACUGUUAUUUCAUUUUAUGCGCACACUAAUGCUAUAAAGUUGUCAUUGCUCUUUUCCCCGUGUUACAAAAGCAGAAACUGAAGUUAAGAUGGUGGAGCAAUUUGUCCAAGGUCAUGUGGCUAGAAAGUGGUGAACCAAGAGGCAGUAUUCAAAUCCAAGCACACUGUCCAUUCCCUCAAUGCAAGCUAAGGAAGAGGGAUCCAGCUGAUUCCUCAGGUCUGGAUUGUGCAGAGUGUACCUCCUGCAUGGAGCUGGUCAGCAUGGGGGUGGUCCUCUCAGGGACACAGUCCUUCCAGCUACCACCUCGUUUUCCCCAAAGCCUACCUCUUGGGCUCCACUGCUUUCUGGGAUAUAUGGAGUGGAGCUUUAAGCGGGCCUUGCUUGCUACAGACUCAGUACAUACUCCCUGUUGAGAUGAUUACAGCAGUAUUCCUCCACAUACUCAUUCCCCAACCCUUAGGCUGGAUUUUGGAAUAAGAGCCAGAGACCAGCCUUCUUAUCCCUCCCCAGUUACUAGCUGUGACACUAUGCACAUAUGAUGCUCUUAGCCUCAGUUUCCUUAUCUACAGAAAUAAAUAUAAUGAUACUUACCUAGAAGGUCUAUGUCGAAGAGUUAAUGAGGUAAUCUAGGAGAAAGCUCACUGCUAUAGCAUAAUGUCUAACACAGAACAUAGAAUAUGUGAUCAAUAAACUCUAAAUGCUGCUUUAAUCUGAUAGUGACUCUCAAGUCCACCUCCUCCCUGCUUCAUAACUUCCCCCUCAGAACUGCUAUGGCUUUUCUUGUCCUGGCCACUUACUGGCACCUAAUUAUGAAGUGUGAGCAUUCUGAUUUGAUAUAACAGAAACUGAUUGUGGGGAAUAACCUGAACAUUGCUGAGCACAGGAAUACAGAGGUGCCUUAAGGAACUCAAAGGUGCAGAUACAGAUCCACCAGCUUCUACCCCUCAGAAUCUCAUGUGGUAGUUGCCAUGAGACAGGUAAAGGCUGACUGCUGGGCUAGGGAGAGAGAGGACUGAUGUAUAAAAGCAGGUGAAUUUGAGCUAGGCCUUGAAGUGCAUUAUGAUUUCCAAGGGUGGAAAAGGAAAGGCAUUAGGCAGGCCUCAAGAAAACCAAGAGCAAAGGCCUGCAAACAGUGUGAUGUUUGAGGACAAAAAGCUAGAACACUAGGGAGUAGGGCAGUGGAGGAAAUGCGACCAGCUGUGGCCAGAUUGUGAAAGGCUUUGAAUGGGCCCUUGGAAAGCUUUGGUUGGGGAUGAGAUCAUCUGAUGUGGGUUCUAGAAAGAUGGGCGGUGGCUUGGGUGGAGUUCACAGCAGAAAAGAUGAGACCUGAGGCAGAAGCAAAAGAGAAGUGAGGGCCCAACCUGAAGAAAGCAAGAGGAGACUGGGAAGAUUCAGGGGAGACAUUUCUAAGGAAGGGCCCACUGAACUUAGUGUCGAGUUAGAUGUGGGGGGAGGGUGGCAGAAGAGUGCAAGGUGACUCUUGGGAGACCUGGCAGAUGGUAAAGUGACAUCAUUGUCCAGGCGGAGGAAGAGCUGCUGGCGAAGGUCACGUGAUUGAGCUCACUCCACCAGUGGACAUGAGGCCCCUGCAGGGCAUUAAGUAGAAGAGACCCAGCACCUGUGAAACAGUCAGUAACUAAUAAAUAUUUAUUAAACAAUUGCAUGAAUGAGCUUCCUCAUGCUUCAGUUUCUACAUUUGUAAAUGAGAAGAACCUACCUUAUAGCAUUUUAUUAUAGGAUAUUAUGCAAAUCAAGCAUUGUACAUAUACCUAGAAAAUGCUCAAUAUAACUUAAUUAUUAUUAGUAAUUGUUAACUGAUUGAAGACGUAGACCAAAAAGAAUAAUUUAAUUGACGUAAGUGAGUAAUUCAUUUUUAAAAAAUAGACUCUUUUAGAAUGGCUUUAGAUUUACAGAAAAAGUGAGAAGGUAGUAGAGCAUUUCCAUAUACCUUACAACCAGUUCCCCUUAUUAUGAACAUCUUACAUUAGUAUGGUAUAUUUGUUAUAAUUAGUGAACCAAUAUUGAUACAUUAUUAUUUACUGUAAUAAAGUCCAUACUUUAUUCAAAUUUCCAAGUUUUUACUUGGAAAUUCCAAGUUUUUACUUAAUGUCCUCUUUCUGUUCUAGAAUCCCAUCCAAGAUAUCACCUUCUAUUUAGUUAUCAUGUUUCCUUAAGCCCCUCUUGACUAUGACAGUUUUUGAGACUUUAGUUGUUUUUGAUAACCUUGACAAUUUUGAGGAAUGCUGGCCAGGUGAUUUGUAGGAUGCUCUCUAUUGGAAUUUGUCUGAUAUCUUUUUUUUUUUCAUGCUUAGUUGAGAUUAUGGAUUUGGGGAAGGUGAAGUACCAUUAUCAUCACAUCAUAUCAAGGGUACAUACCAUCAACAUGACAUCAACCCUUGAUGUUGACCUUGAUCACCUGCCUGAGGGCAAGGACAGCUGAUAGCCCAGAGCAGCAUCAACAAAUAGAUACCUAGAUCUGCCUCAUUUUGGCGAUUCUUCGUCCCUGUACCUGUGGCAUUCUCUGCGCGUCACUUGUCGGCCUGCCUCUCUUGCUCCGGGUGUUUGACAUGGCCUGGCCACUAGCGCCGGGUGCGUGCUGUAGGGGGAGGUCCCAGGAGGACGCCGGCGGGUGGGCGGGGUCAGGGACGUUCGGGCAGAUAAGUGGGCGGGGCCCCACAUAUACCGACGGGUAGCGGCGGAUCGACGCGCCCCGCCACGGCGGACUCAGUCAGUGGCAGCUAGUGGAACCUGCUUCUCCGAGCGCAGCUGAGCCUGGUCCCAGACUGUCCCCGGAGCGGGCCAUGCCCCCGCGGGAGCUGAGCGAUGCCGAGUCUUCCCCGCUCCGUGCCCCGACCCCUCCCCCGCGGCGGGGCAGCGCGCCCCCCGAGCUGGGCAUCAAGUGCGUGCUGGUGGGCGACGGCGCCGUGGGCAAGAGCAGCCUCAUCGUCAGCUACACCUGCAAUGGGUACCCAGCUCGCUACCGGCCCACGGCACUGGACACCUUCUCCGUGCAAGUCCUGGUGGAUGGAGCCCCUGUGCGCAUUGAGCUCUGGGACACGGCGGGACAGGAAGACUUUGAUCGCCUUCGCUCCCUCUGCUACCCGGAUACCGAUGUCUUCCUGGCCUGCUUCAGCGUGGUGCAGCCCAGUUCCUUCCAAAAUAUCACAGAGAAAUGGUUGCCAGAGAUCCGCACUCACAACCCCCAGGCGCCAGUGCUACUGGUGGGCACCCAGGCAGACCUGAGGGAUGAUGUCAAUGUACUGAUUCAGUUGGACCAGGGGGGCCGGGAGGGCCCCGUGCCCCAACCCCAGGCUCAGGGUCUGGCAGAGAAGAUCCGGGCCUGCUGCUACCUCGAGUGCUCUGCUUUGACGCAGAAGAACUUGAAGGAAGUGUUUGACUCAGCCAUUCUCAGUGCCAUCGAGCACAAAGCCCGCCUGGAGAAGAAACUGAACGCCAAAGGGGUGCGCACCCUCUCCCGCUGCCGCUGGAAGAAGUUUUUCUGCUUUGUUUGAAUGGCUAUGGCAGAGUAGGGAGCAGUAGGAAUAAAGCCACAGACAUCUGGAACCUGGGGAGGGGACCUUUGAGGGGGCUACUGGCAAGGCCAAGCCACCCCAUGAGACUCAGUUCCAUUCUGAACACUGUGGAGACACAGGCCUCUAACUGCCCACUUGUAUGCCAGGAUGAGCUUAGGGCCUGGAGGAGGGAAGGCUCUGAUUUAGAUUUCUGUGGUCAAGGUUUACAGAGAAAUCCCAGCACUUUGAUUUUCAUGGGAUAGUCCUAACAGUGUCAGUCACCUCUAAGCAGUUUAGAAUCCAAUUCCGUUUCUUACUAUGGGUCCUCAGGUCAGCCUGACUGAAUUAGGACCCUUAGUGGUGGUUCCCAUCCCCUCCUUGGCAUAGGGAUAAGGGAAGGCCUAGAAAAUAGCUGGGCAUCUUGGAGGGCUGGAAGCAGUCCAGCCUGAUUUGGAGAGAAGUUUUGGAUAUACCGGGUAAGAUGGAAGUCAGUGAGAGUUUGAGAGGUAGCAUAAAGUGAGGAUUUGGAUCCUUGGAACAGGAGGCAGGCUGGGAGGAGGAGGCGGAGAAGAGAGCUAGGCCUGGAAGGAGGAAGAGUGGAGAGAAGGAGAGCAGAGAAGUGGGGCAGCUGAGGAGCAAGGCUGACACCUGGGCUGCCCUCAACCCCCAAGGCCAGGGAGGGCGGGGCUGGUCCCUGGGAAGAACUGGGUCUCAGGGCUCCCUAGGCACUGCCCAAACUGGCUGGGCCAGGAGUGGGGCAGGAGGUUAGAGACAAGGCCCAGGUGAGAGGAGGGGGAGGAGCUGCAAACUACAGCCUGAAGGAAGAAGGGACUGGGGGUCACCUCUUUCUUUAAAGUCACAGCCUAGAAGGUAGGGCAGUGCAGAGUCUGCAAAUAAAACCUUAAGUUUCUGAA